GCACCUCCUGCUGUGAUGGUUCGCCGUCCGUCAUGCGCCGUGUCAUCGCCCUGUUCACAGUCAUCGCUCUCGGCUUAGCUGGAGUGUCCCGCGGCGCCAUCAGUCCCCGGCGCCGCGUGACAGACACGCUCAUGCUGGACAACGGCGUGGACGCGGGCGACUGGGGCCUCGUCGAGUACUGUGAGGACGGAAGCUUCGCCACGGCCUUCGAGGUCAAGUUCGAGCCAUACAGCCUGGUCGACACAGACGAGACCGCCAUUAACGCCGUCCGCCUCUACUGCAGCACGCUCGACCACAUCCUCACCGGCUACGUCCAGUCUGUCGAGGGGAAGCACGGGGACUGGUUAGGCAUGAGGCACUGCAGCACAGGCUUUGCAACGGGCAUGCGCGCUAACGUCCUCGAGCACCAGGGGAUUUUCGGGGAUGACGUCGCCGUCGAGAAUGUGGAGCUUGCCUGCGACGACGGGAAGGAAGUCAUCACGGGGGUCAUCGAGGAAGCGAAGAUCCCUUAUGGAGAAUGGAGCCUAUGGUCUCGAUGUAGUGCUGGCUCGGGAGUGUGCGGCAUUCAGACACGUUUUCAAAAUGCUGGGCUCGGUGACGAUGCUGGUGUGACAGACAUCUCCAUGUACUGUUGUUCCUUCAACGGUACAAGGGUUCACUAAGGCUGGUUUAAGUUCCUGAUUUCUGUGGCCUGGAUGUGCAUUUAAAUAUAUCGUUUUAUUCGG
Molecule: messenger RNA, 725 nt
Organism: Penaeus chinensis
Lineage: Eukaryota; Metazoa; Arthropoda; Malacostraca; Decapoda; Penaeidae
Product: vitelline membrane outer layer protein 1 homolog
Exons: 7
Coding region: 33-662 (209 amino acids)
Source: RefSeq, a predicted model, not a curated record